Molecule: messenger RNA, 3694 nt
Organism: Arvicanthis niloticus (Nile rat)
Lineage: Eukaryota; Metazoa; Chordata; Mammalia; Rodentia; Muridae
Gene: Ica1l
Product: islet cell autoantigen 1 like
Biological process (GO): regulation of transport
Cellular component (GO): Golgi apparatus
Molecular function (GO): protein domain specific binding
Source: RefSeq, a predicted model, not a curated record
GGGCGGGGGCGCGGGCCGCGCGCUCUCCGUGGGCCUGCCUCAGGCGGCGGCCUCGGCUGGCCUGGCCCCUCCGCGGCGGGGGCGUCUCCCGCGCUCCCUCCAGGGGAAGCCGCGGCCUGAGGCCGGCCUGAGCGCCCCAGAUGGGGGCAGAUGCUCACAGCCCGGCGUGCUUUCCUGCUGGCUGCCUUUUCUGUUUUAGUUACUCCAUGGAUUCCUUUGAGCAUCUCAGACCAGAAGAUAACCAGUCAGUAGUGAGCAGAAUGCAGAAGAAAUACUGGAAAACUAAACAGGUCUUUAUCAAAGCAACAGGAAAAAAGGAGGAUGAGCAUGUGGUUGCAUCUGAUGCAGAACUGGAUGCUAAGCUUGAGGUUUUUCACUCCAUCCAGGAGACAUGCAAUGAACUCGUGAAGAUAGUUGAGAAAUACCAGCUAAGACUCAAUGUUAUAUCAGAGGAAGAAAAUGAACUAGGGCUCUUUUUAAAGUUUCAAGCGGAUCGGGAUGCAACUCAAGCUGGCAAAAUGAUGGAUGCCGCAGGCAAGGCCCUCUGUUCUUCAGCCAGACAAAGAUUGGCCUUGUGUACUCCCCUGUCUCGUCUUAAGCAAGAAGUGGCAACAUUCAGUCAGAGGGCCAUUUCUGACACCUUGGUGACCAUUAAUCGCAUGGAGCGGGCACGCACAGAGUACAGAGGAGCCCUGCUGUGGAUGAAGGAUGCAUCGCAGGAACUCGACCCAGAUACCUUCAAACAAAUGGAAAAGUUUAGAAAAGUACAGAUCCAAGUGAGAAACAGCAAAGAUUCUUUUGACAAGUUAAAGAUGGACGUCUGUCAGAAAGUGGACUUGUUGGGAGCUAGUCGCUGCAAUAUGUUAUCUCACUCACUCACUACCUACCAGAGAACAUUGCUUGGGUUCUGGGAGAAAACAGCUCAAACGAUGUCUCAAAUCCAAGAGGCCUAUGCUGGCUUUCAUCCGUACGACUUCGUGACUCUCAAGAGACUCCAAGACACUCCAGGCAAUCUUACUGUAGACUACAAAGAAGAACAAACAGAAGGCAGCUGUCUUACUACAAACCUCAAUAAGGUAGCUUUGUCUGAAGAGGAAGAGAGAUUUGAGAGAGAACCAGCAGUUGCAAGAGCUCUGCCUAGAGACUCACUAGAAGGAGAUGAUUUUGAGAAGGAAUUCUCAUUUCUGAACAGCCUCCUAAGCCCCACUUCUUCGAGUGCUGCUGAAUUUACACAGGAGCACCAGCCUGCCUGUGGGAGCCCCAGCACUGGCCUCACAUCCCAGGAGCCUUCAGUGGGACCCGGGCCUCUCACUUCUUCCCAGUUCCUUCCUUCACAGCUCUUUGACCUUGGCCUUCAUGCUGAUGGAGCUUUCAACAGUUCAGAAUUAGCAAGAAAGAGAGAGAAAAGAAGGCAGGAGUGGAAGACAGUGGAACAAACAGCCCCUAACAACGGUAACCAAGAAAUGUCAGCCUGGUUCAAUCUGUUUGCAGACUUGGGUCCACUCUCAAACCCAGAUGCCAUUGGACACUCAGAUGACGAGCUUCUGAAUGCCUGACUGAUAUCAUGGUAAUUGAUGUCACAGGUUCAGGGGUCUUGAGGCAACAACUGUGCAACAUUUGCCUUUCUGAAGAGAAGUUCCCACUGCAACCAUACACAGAAGCAUGUGUUCAAGAUAGAACGUCUGCCAGCCAACUCUGGUCAGAGGGUUGGAGCAUCUGAGCAGACUGUUGUACUUAGGCUGGAUUUGCAAGCUGUUGAUAGUACGUGGAUACUUUUACAAACUCCUGAGUCUGCAAUACUGAGAAACCAAAUUUAUGUCCGAGUCACAGAAGCAUGGUGUAUUUCUUUGGAAGGUAUUUUAUACUUGUUACUUUGCUGUAAGGGGAUAAAGAAUAGGAUAUAAAGUGGCUACAGUUUGGGAUUUUUCCUCCAUAGUAUUGGGUUUUUCUGUUGUGGAGAACAGCUCUAGAUCUGGAAAGCUUUCUCCUCAAGUACAACACAGAACAAGAUUAGAGAACUGUCUGUUUUACUGAAAUUAGAGAGACGUGUGUUUACUUUUCUGUAUCUGGAAACUAAAUGCAAUGUUCCCUUUCAUUCAUACGCAGCCGUGGAUACGCUUAGUUCCAUUAUUAAGUUUUCAUGGGAAGAUAGCAGGAUGCAAAACCCAUCACUUGUAGAAAUGGGAAAAGGAAUCUACAGGCCUGUUUCACAAACUGCGGCAGUGACACUUUGUUCUGCAAAGAGCAAAGAGGACAGCACUGCCUGCCUGGGCAGCAGUCUUGCUGAAACCUCCAGAAACUUCUAAGUGAAUAAGCAAGGCACUUCCAAACCCCUCAUCUUUAUAGUUAUAUUCUAACUCAUUACAUGCUUUAACCCAGAGGCAGACAUGGAAAUUCUACAGAAAGUUAAGGAGCAUCCCAUGUUCUUCCUUUCGGUCUAACUCCCAAGGCGCCAUUUGAUCACUAAGCAAAAGCUAUUGGCAGAGGACGUAGAGUCUAAGGUUUGGAGGGAAGGCCAUUUAGUGGCAGCUGGGCAAGCUGGCGAAAUCAUAAUGGAUUACCACUCGCUCACUUCCUGUUCUUUCUUGUCCACCCUUUAAUUUAGGGGUAGUUUCCCAAGCGUUCUAUCAUCCAGUCCACUGUAGCUGACGUCCCACAAGGGACAUUUUAAUUAAGUUGUUUACUGUGGUUUUUAUGGGCUUCUAGUCAUUAGCAGGUUGAUUCAGAUUGAAAUUACAUGUAAUGUCCAAGCCAUGGUAUAGAGUGAGUUAUUUUUAAGGAGUAAACCAGAGUGGGUAGAAUGCAAUCCACUCCACACACUCAGCAACCUGGCUGAGCCCUGUGAACUGCCUGGGCUCUCUAGAAAGCCAGCAUCAGGUCACUGGUGCACAGGCUGCAGACUCACCUGAGGGUCAAAAACAAAUUCAGACUUGUUCCCGACUAUCUUUAGUCUUAACAAACUAUUAUCUCUUCAAAGGCACUGUCCUUCUGUUCAGUGGAAAUUUCUAGAACACAACACUGUCAUUGUUCUGCCAAGAUUAAUCACUAGCAUACUACUAUGAAUCACAGUCUAAGGCUAUGCCCAGAGCAACCACUGCCAUCAACCUCAAGAAAUGAUAACUCACAUCAUCUAUGCUACUUUUCCUUGUGAGAGGAUUCUUCCAAUGAGCUAGUUUACAGUUAUGAGAACACAGUUAUGAGUACUUACCAGAAAAGACAGAUGCAGGGAAGGCAUAGAUUAUCCUAAGAACAACUUUGUCAAAAAUGGGUAUCUCUUUUAUCUAGUAGGGAAACACAUAUGUUCUACUUUAUUUUAUUCCAGAUAAGACUUCACAGAAAGUUAGACAAGCUCCAGCACAGCCACAUCUGCCUUCUCCUCAAGAGACACAAGAAUGGCAGGUCAUACUAUCAGGUGUAAUUUGUAUUUUCUGAGAUUUGAAUUGUACAAUAUAGUUCUAAUAUCAUUAGAAACAAAUUGUAUUUCAAAAAAAUUAGAUUUCAUUAUUUGCACAUUGAAAGGAAAUAUAUUUCCAUUCUGAAUAGUCAUUUCACAUUACCUCUUGUUCUGGAUAUUUAUUUCACAUUUCCUAUCUAAUAGAUCUAGAAAUAUACAGAGCUUAAAUCAUUAGGAUGCCAGUUUAAGUGUGCUCUCUCUCUCUCUCUUGAGCGUCUAUUAAUAAAGACUACAGAAGGC